CUGUCUCUUCGCAAAUUUCCUUGUCGUGUUACAUGAGGCGCUGCUUAGCGCUAAAAUCGUCGGUGCUGUAUGUCAAAGCGACAAGUACAAGGCUCACAGCCAACAGUGGCGGACGCACAUACACCAACAGGCUGGUAGCAUAUCGGAAAACCAGCGCGUCGCAAUCAGUAUCAGUGCAACAGCGACUGAGAACACAAGCAAUUGAGUCGACUAACGCUCCAACAGCUCCGUUUGUGACACCUGAUGUGCGCGACGCACCGAUUGAGGCGCGUAUCGUAUUGAUUUGAAUGGAAUCGAACUACUUGCAACGGCAUUUAACGAGUGUGUUGCUAUAAACCAUGGCGCCAGAGUAGUGUUGUGAGUAGUGUAGACUUGUGAACCGCGCGCUGCGUGUCAAACACCAAUUGCAUUGCGGAAGCGCAACGACCGUCGCGCACGUGAUAGUGACAGACGCAGUGACAGUGAAUGUGACAGUGUGACUGACAGUGCGGGUGAACGUGGCUGCGUUGUGCAAAGUGGCAUAGGUUCGAAGGAAGAAUCGCUCAUUGAACCUUCCUAUUGCCACGAAUUCCUUACUUGCUGUUCUCGCGCAACCGCCAAUUUGCAUUUGUUGUUAACCAAGGCACGUACAAGCCAAACGAUAAAAUCUCUAGAACGAAUAUAACUAGACGAAAGGAAAGUGCAAAGCAUGAAAACCCCCGUCAAUACAUACAUAUACUUGUAUAGUAAAUAUUUUUGCGGUCGAGUGUUGGUGAUUGCUAAAAGCUUGUGCAGGUGAUAAGCAAAAACUAAAGAAAAUUCGAAAAUAAGAAGCAGAAGAAUCUGAAGUAUAGGCUCGUGCUUAAAAAGUGAAAAAUGCCAUUAAAUACGCAAUUACGUGAAAUUUCAAUGAGCGCGUGAAAAAAUUUGUGGUUUGUGGUUGCUGUCAAUAGAAGCGCCACCAAUUCCAGCAACAAUGCGUCAACAGUGUCUUCCGCUGAACGCCACUUGUUUGGCAUUUGCACCGUGAGGCCGGGGCUUGUAAGACGAACAUUUGCAGGCACAGAUAAUCGAGGAUGCUGUAAAAAGCGAAGUGUUUUGUGGUCUGCCCAUCGAACGAUUUCUCAAAAACCGACGCUGACGCUGACGCCGACGCCUGCACACAAACAUUCUGUUGACCUUUCCGUGGAAGGGAACUAAGUAAGCAAUAAUAUUAACCGCAAAGGCCAUUGAAGUAACAGAAAAAGGCAAAACUACAAUAGCCACAAAGCGACAAUUCAAUCAAAUAAGUGCGGAGAAAUGAAAUAGUGCAAAAGGACCAAUAAAGAAAAAUGUGAAAAAUGAUAAGUGGCUGAGUGGGUGAAGGGAUGCAUGAAAAUCGGUUACACAAAUGACUGUAAGUUUAUAAAUGACCAGUCAUUUUUCUGUUUAUUGUGCUGUGACAGCUAUUCUGGCAGCUGGUGCUGGUUAACCACCAGAAAAAUAAACACUAUUACACGAAUACGUAACGAAGGGAUAUUAAACGGUAAUUGAAUAAAAACGAAAGUGAAACCAUAAAAGUAAUGAUUUAAUUGAAAAUUGACAUUUCUAGUGCGGCUAUAAGAAGGAGCAAAGCCAUUUGUUAGGACCCACGCGGCGUAUGAGUGAUAUAAUAACAUACAUUUAUGCUCGACUUCGGGUGCUUACAUAACCAAGCCACAGCUUACAGUUACCAAAUAAUGCAAAUGCGCUUUUAUUAAAUUCAAUUCACUGUUCGAUCCGAAAAUUGCUGCGGUUUAAAGGCUUUGGCAACAUCAACAAUAACUGCAAUAACUAAAAUUGCCACGCAACAACGCUUAAUCAGCAAUGUGGUAGCGCACUGCUGGCAGUUAAUUUACGCAUAGCUGACACGACCGACCGAACUCAGCGUCUGCAAAAAAGCCAAACAGAACCAGAGUAAAACAAGAGCAGCAAACAAAAGUACGACAACGAUUGCUAGGCGCGCCAACUGUAAAAUCCGCCGUGAGAAUUGCGGGUAUUUGUGUGUUUGUGGCGCCACAAAGCACCAACCAACAACUAUGUACCGCUGAGUGUUGCCAAACAGUCGAACUUUUUCGCAUUCGCACGACCGACCGAGUUCGACCGAAAAAGGAGCAGCCGGCAGGCAUUUAUGUAGUCAACUGCACAGCGCUGCCGAGUGGCAUUAGCGCCUAUUAUUAUUGAAAUAAAAGGCUAUCAACGCUUCGGUGUUAAGUAAUUAAGCAUCAUAAUUCCCCCGUUGUAAAUUGCUAACGCGCACGUCAUGUGGCAACGCGAAAUUGUUUGCGCGAGCAAAUAUUAAAAAAUUAAAAUUCAAACAAAUAUCGCAAAUAUUUGCGAGAGCAAAAAGUUUGAAAAUCGCUUCGCAUUCCGCAUUCACCACGACUUUAAAGUAAAAAAUAGAAUUCUCUACGAAGUACCGUAAAAAACGGUGAGCUUUUUAUUUGCAUGUGUGAAAGUGUGUUGCACGUGUCUAUGCACUCCAACACAUACAAAAAUUCCAUAAUACAGCAAAAUAAUAAAGCGUCAUUUUUAACACAAGCCCUUAAUUAAAAUUUUGCAACAGAGCGGAAACUGGAGCAAAACAAAUUCCUAUGAACAUAUUCAAAAGCAAAAGCGAAAAAAGGGAAUAAAAGACGAAAAGCCUCGACGAUGUAGCAGGAAAGCGCUGAGUGUACAACAAAUUGGGCAACUAUGAUCAAUAACCGCGGCGAUAGAAAAAUUGCUCGAUUGAGCUAGAAACCACAAAACUAUAUGAAUAUUGCAAUGAGUGAAGUAAAAAUAGACCACACAAAUUUACAGAGAGCUGAGAUAUGCAAACUCUCAGUCUACUGAAAAGUGAAACGAAAGCCAAAAGCCCAAUUGAUAAAGGAAAAUUCGCCGUUUUAAGUCCUAACUAGAGGUAAAAAUUGAUUCAGAAGGAGUAAUCUAACGGGUUUUGAAUCAAUAAGCGGUUGAAAAAUUCAAAUGAAUAAAUUCUGAAUUAAAAUUGGGUCUCAUUAAAAAUGUUGACCCACAUUUGGGUUUUAUAAAAUAAAAUAUACCAGCAAAAGCAAUUGUUUUAUUAAAGAAAUAUUUGGAAAAUAAUAAAAUAAUUCAGAUUAUUGCGCAAUUUGAAGUUACAAAAUUGGAAACAACAUCAAUUUUGGUCAAUGAAAGCCAUCGGCAUCCGAAGCAGCGGUUCUUACAGCUCGCUGUCCGCCUAAGUGGCCAACAAUAAAACAGCAGUCAAAAAGCAGACGCACGAAAGCGCUGAUUAGAAAUAACAGCGAGUGUUGUUGUUGUUGUCUGUUGGAGGCAAGCACACUUUCGGAGAUGCGUCGAAUUAGUGAGCGUUUCCGGGGUCAUGUGUGAAAAUUGCCUGUGAAUUGUGGCGCGUCGGCAAACAGUUCCACAUAUUGACCGUUAGUAACUCCGUACUAUCCCACCGAGCUUUACGCGACCAACCGGGUCGGCUGGUGGAAAAGCAAAUCCAUAUGUAUAUACAGGCGGCGAACGCAUGCAAAUACGCAUACGCCGUAGCGCCAGCCAAAUGCAAAGCCGGAUACAGGAAGCUGAGUGGUGGUAACUAAAUAAAGCUGGUAAACGCGGAAAUAACUGAAAAAGACAACAAGUGUAAAAAAGCGAAACUAAGUGAAGUAUAACGGCCCAAUAAAUGCAAUAAAAGUAAAGUGCAGACAACGGUAAUUUACGACGAAAAAGGCUCGUUCGUUGAGCGGAAAUCGCAAAAUUGUGCAACCGCUAACAGAAAGACCAUUCGAGCGCCUAAACCGCUCGUUGAAAAACAUAAAUUUCGGCUUUUGGCGCGGUCACUUUGCAUAUGUAAAUCCAUGCACAUAAACAGUUUUACAUAGGCCCUCACUCGUUUGCUUGUCAGUGAUUUUGUGCGCGAUUCUCGUCAUUGUUCGGGUUGUUUUUUGUUUUUUUUUUUGAUUCGUUCACGAAGAGUGGCACUUGACGUACUCAAAUUUUGACGCGUGAAUUAGAUUAUGUAUUUGGGCGCUUAUGGCCAGAGAGCCGCAUCUAUAAACGUGUGUGAGUGAAUUUUGAUUGCAUAUUUUUUGCCGUUUUUGAAGUAAAGUGUUUGUGCAUAUAAACGAAUAGAAUAUUUAACAUCACUGAAAAAUCAUUUUUACAAAUACAAAUUGUCCGAAAAAAUCUAGGCGUUGCUGCGGAUACCGCUUGUUUUGUUGUGACUAAAAGCUGAGCAUUUAGCUCACAGGCUACCCAUCAAGAUGAUCGCCUUCCUGACGCUGUUCUUCUACAUGACAAGUCUGACAAUGUGCUACCAACGGUUGUCAGUUAACAACAACAAUCACAAUAAUUUAGACGCAAAACCAACACACAUGCCGCCGUUGCACUACCCGCAUGGCCACAGAUGGAACGAACCAUUUUUUGACUUGACAAUGCCGAAGAACAUAACAUCGCUCGUGGGCAAAUCAGCAUAUUUGGGAUGUCGUGUCAAACACUUAGGAAACAAAACUGUUGCUUGGAUACGACACCGCGACCUGCACAUCCUCACCGUGGGCACCUACACAUACACAACAGAUCAGCGGUUUCAAACUUCCUACCACCGUGAUAUCGACGAAUGGACUCUGCAAAUAAAAUGGGCACAGCAGCGGGAUGCCGGCGUUUACGAGUGCCAAAUAUCGACCCAACCGGUGCGCAGUUUUUCAGUUAACUUAAACAUUGUGGACACCAUCGACGACGAGACAAGCAGUCUGCUGCAGCAGUACUACAGCGACGAUGCAUUUUACAUAAGUUCCGAUCGUAUUUACCAGUCCAGCGACGACGAGUUUGCGGGCAUGUUCGGGCACAUACAAACAGUGGCCGUGCCAACGGCAAGCAUACUGGGUGGUCCCGACUUGUACGUGGAUAAAGGGAGCACAAUCAACCUGACUUGUGUAAUCAAGUUCAGCCCCGAGCCACCGACGCACAUUUUCUGGUAUCAUCAAGACAAGGUUCUAUCGGAAGAGACGUCUGGAGGUCGCAUAAAAUUCAAAACGAUCAAAUCUGAGGAAACCAAAUCUAUUUUACUAAUCAAUGAUGCUGAUCUACUAGAUUCUGGCAAAUAUUCUUGCUACCCAUCGAACACCGAGAUAGCAAGCUUGCGGGUCCACGUGUUACAGGGUGAGCGACCAGAGGCGAUGCAAACCAACUCGGCGCCCACUGCUCGACACAGCGCCGCCGCCCAGCCGACCAAGCUAAUCAGCGCUUUAGUUGGCGCUUUCAUUCUAUUGCAAAUAUCAACAUUUCUCUGCAAGAAUGCCGGCCAUAUAACCGAACACAAUAACAGAGAUCAAAGCAGAAAUCGUCCGCGUACAGUAGCGCUGAACCCACUUCUUGGCCCCGCACAGUGUCUGCCACUCCAGCAACAGCAACAGCAAAGGCCACAACCACAACAUCGACAACAGCAACAACAGCAUCCACAAAUUGGCAGCAGCAUUGCAGCGCUGCUUGCGAUGGCGUUGUUGCAUUGCAGCAAUGUGACAACCGUUGACGGCUUAGCGGCGCCACCCACCGAACAGCUGAUGCAGCGCGGCAUCGCUAGCGUUGGCCAACAACGACCAGACCAAAUGCAACGUCAAAGCAGAGCGCAGACAGUGAACUUUGGCGCCCUUGUAAAAACGACAUCAACUUCGCGGUGAUAAACUAAUCGAGAGGGAGGGGGCGAAGGCACCGCACGCCACAAACUCUAGAGAGGAUGAGUAGGGCGCAGUAGGCUUGCUUGAGCCUCAGUCAUUCAUAUGUAUGUUGGCGUGCCUGUAAUGGUGACUGGGCGAAGUACUCUAAACAGUUCAAGUAGUGAAAUUUAUAAAACUUUGGUCGGCUAAUUACAAAGUAUGUAUGUAUGCGCAUGUGCGUAUAUUUUAUCUAUGUAGUAGAAUUAGCCAUGCUCAAAGUAAAGAAAUACAAAUCCAUAAAACCAUAAGUAUUUGAGUAAGCUGCCGAACGCCGGGCGGUAAUUAGGAUGUAAUGUCAGUAAUGAAAUAGUUUAAUUAAAAGUUAUCCAACUAAAAGUGUUUUGAAGCGGUAUAAAAUACCUUUGAAUAAGCAUCUAACUAAAUCUGUAUAAAAAAUUAGAACCAUUUAUAAUUUGUUGCGAAGUAAGCAGUAACUAGCGUUAAGUGUAGAUAUUGCUCGUAAGUGUGUAUAUAUUUAUACGAUUUUAUGGUUGUAAGAAGGCCGCGCUCUUCCGAACAUUCAAUGAUUCAAAUUUAAAAAUUCAUAAAUCAAAAUUAAGAUAAUUUUAACAAUUUUUUCACUAACGGACCUCGCUUAAUGUGGCUCUAUUUAUACUUUUGAAAAUGUAAGGAUUCUCCAUGAGGAUUCACCACGCCUCGCCCUCCUACUACUUUGUAGCCUAUUCUUUUUUUCUUCUGUCAUGAGUGAUCUGUUGAAAAUUUUAAAGUUUUUUUCUUUUCUUCUAACAAUUUAACAUUCACAACAUUCAAUUCACUAGUUGUUGUGGUAUCGUUAUUGAUGUCGACAUCCGGUUCGUUUGACGUUAACGAAGAGUUCGGUAUUCUUUGUGAAAGGAAGAUCACAAAUUGAGAAAACCGUUAUAAUUGAGACGGCAGUACUCGCGAGAGUGGGUUAUGAAAGUCAUUUAAAUAUGUUAUUGUUCUACAAUCUUAACGAUUAAUUUCAGUACAUUUUUGAAUCGGAUGGAAAAUUUUAAAACAAUAUAAAUUAAAAUUGACUAAAGGUAAAGGAUGUUAGAGACUAAAACAACGAGGCGCAGAAAACGAAGGGUAUGCCACAAUGAUCGCUUUGCUUUCAGUGUUUCACUCUAAUGAAAAUGGCGACUGUUGCGUGGCAAUGCGUGAAAAGAUGAGAGUUGCCCAACAUUUUUCUUGGCUUCGCGUCUAAAACUUUUUAUGUAAACGUACUUAUAGGAAAGCAUACAUCGAACCUUUCUGUCAAAACAAAUGUCUGGCACAAAGCGAAACAAAAGUUCUAUGUGAAAUGGCCAUAAGAAAAUAAUGACGCUUUGUCACCCGAAUAUAUUUCAUUACAGCGACAAGUUUGCAGUUAUCUUUAAAUGCAUUUAUGAAAGUUUCCAAUCAAAUACAAUAUUUUUAUUGAAAAAGUUAUGAAUUCAAUCCGUUAACCCGUUAAAGCUAUUUAUCAUAUAUCCAUUGUAGUGUAGUUAAAUAUAUAUAAGUGUUUUUAUACAUAUAGUAUGCUACUAUCCUUCUAGUUUCUAAUAAGUAGUUGAAUUCUCAACUGAGCAGGUUCUGUAUAUAAAAGUAUUACUCAGAAACAGAAUAUUUUCCCAAUAUAUGUAAAUACAUAUAUAUAUAACUGUAAGUACCUAUAACAAUAUAGGUAAGUUAAAAAUAAGCUACUAUAUUUAAAAAAGGACAUGUGUAAAACUUAUUACUUAGGACCUAGAUAUGUAGCUUAAGAGCUAGAUAUGUUCACUUGCUAAAAUAUGUUUAUGAAGGGCGUAUAUGAAAACUGUUUAUAUGUAUGUAUAUGUUAAGUAAUAAUAGAUUCACUACAUUAAUGUAAUAAACGAAAAAAAUAAUUACCUAACUGUAAAUGUCUCAUAGUUUUAAGAAUAGACCGUAAGAGAUAUUGCAAUGAUGAAUUCAAAUAAAAAUUAAUCAAUUAAAGUGA
Molecule: messenger RNA, 7623 nt
Organism: Bactrocera oleae (olive fruit fly)
Lineage: Eukaryota; Metazoa; Arthropoda; Insecta; Diptera; Tephritidae
Gene: dpr10
Product: defective proboscis extension response 10
Biological process (GO): synapse organization
Cellular component (GO): neuron projection membrane
Source: RefSeq, a predicted model, not a curated record